AUACACAUUACACACUCUACCCCACACUACAAUUUUGUCUUCUUGUCUUAUAACUCUCUUUCCUUCAAAAUCCCUUGUUCUCUGUCUCCGUUUAUAGGUUUCAAUUUGAUAAUCUUUUUGCUUCUUUCUGAGUAAACUUUUAUUCUUUGUACAUAUCAACAAGGUUUCCAUGGCUACCAACAAGUUUGCAACCAUGUUGCAUAGAAACACCAACAAAAUCACCCUGGUUCUUGUCUAUGCCAUGCUUGAAUGGAUUCUGAUCAUCCUCCUUCUUCUGAAUUCCCUUUUUUCUUAUGUGAUCAUAAAGUUUGUGGAUUAUUUUGGGCUUAAAAGACCUUGCAUAUGGUGCACAAGGAUUGAUCACAUCAUAGAGCCGGAAAAUAACAAGUGCUCUUGCAGGGAUCUUGUGUGCGAAGCUCAUGCUUUUGAGAUUUCCAAACUGGGUUUUUGCCUGAAUCAUAGAAAAUUGGCUGAAUCCGAAACUAUGUGUGUGGGUUGUUCGUCUUCAUGUCACCCAAAUUUUGUGAACUUGUCUCAGACAUGGAUGCCGCAAAUGGGUAUGAUUCAUGAUGCUGAUGAUGAUAAUAACAAGGUACUUGAGAAUGGGGUGGAGCCUUUGAGGUGUUCUUGCUGUGGUGUCAACUAUGUGAGCAAGUUCUACCUGAUCAGAGAUAAGCCUUCUUUGAGGGUUUUGGAUUGUACCCAGAAACAGAAUUUGAUUACUGAAAGUGGGGUUGAGUCAGAGAUUGACGAGGGGCAUCAUCACUCAGAUCAUGGCGGAGAUGAUUUUAUUCUUGAUCAUCUUGAAGAGGAAAGGAACACUGUCGAAAACAAGGGAAGUGACAUUAUUGUUUUUGAUGAUGAUGAGGGUUCAGGUGGAGGAGGAAAGGGGGCAAAUGAUGUUAAUAUUUGUUCUGUGUGUGAUGGUGCAAAAGAAACUGUGUGUGGUGAAAAAUACACAUUCUAUUUGGGCAUAGGGAAAGGGCAAGAAGAAACAAUUAGAGAGGAAAGUCUUAGUGUUCCUAAGGAUGUUCGAUCUUGUGAAGUGAUCACUCAUCAAGUUGCUUGCACUAGUGAGAACACUGAGCAAAUUCCACCCAAACAUUUGGAUUUUGUCAUUCAUGGUAAUGAUUUCUUUUUGAUUCCUGUUGAAUUUGGAGACUCCUUUGCCACAGAACGUGAAAAUCAACAUAUGUAUAUGGUGGGGGAUGAUGGGCUUAGUGGUGAUGAAGAUGUUAUUUUGGAUUUUGAUAUGAAUUCUGGGGUAGAACCUGAACCUGUAAUUGAGAAUUGGCACACUUUUGAGGAUACUGUGUCAGUGUCUUCAGGUCCAGGGUGUAUAAAGGCAUUCGAGGCCUAUGGGGCUGAGUCAAUUCCAUUAAGGAUUAGAGGGAAGAGCUUAGAAUUAAUUGUAGAAAAAGAAAGUUUGGAGCAAAAGUAUCAAGAAGUGAAAUUUGCUCAAACAACUGUUGACACAGGUAUCAAUGGCAAUGUUGAAACAAACAUGAAAAGAUAUGGGGAGUUAUGUUCAGCUGUAUCUCAAGUUGCAACACAAAUGCAGGGUGAUGAAUUAGAAGCAGAAGUCUCAACUCAAUAUCAAGAUAUUCUCGAGGAUUCAAGUCAACAAAUACAAGUCCCAUCUUCUAUCACUACUACUUUUACUGUCCAAGAUGAUAGAGAGAAUCUGUAUCAACUACACAAAAAGCUACAACUGCUUGGGGGGAGAGAAUCAAGAACAGAAGAAUUAUUGGAAGGAAGUGUCAUUAGUGAUAUAGAAUGUGAUGAGUUGACAAUUGAGAAGUUGAAAUCAGCACUAAAAGCUGAAAGAAAAGCUUUAAGUGCUCUAUAUGCAGAACUAGAAGAAGAGAGGAGUGCAUCUGCAGUAGCCGCAAAUCAAACAAUGGCAAUGAUAAAUAGGCUUCAGGAAGAGAAAGCUGCAAUGCAGAUGGAAGCUUUGCAGUAUGAGAGAAUGAUGGAAGAACAAUCUGAGUAUGACCGGGAAGCUUUGCAGCUUUUGAAUGAACUUAUGAUAAAGAGGGAAAAAGAAAAUUUUGAACUAGAAAAGGAGCUUGAAAUAUAUCAAAAAAAGGUUCAUGAAUACGAGGUUAGAGAAAAGAUAAUGUCAAGAAGGGAAAGUAAUAUAAGAAGCAAAACUUGUCCCUCAUGCAGCAAUGCUAGAGAUAGUGAUGGACUAUCUAUUGAUUUUAGUCAAGAUACAAAGGAAGAAAAUGGUACUUAUAGCCAUCAAGAGUUUAGCAACCGGAACACUCCUGAAGAUGCUGUUAUAUAUUUGGAGGAAUCAUUGGCAAACUUUGAGGAAGAGAGGUUAUUAAUUCUAGAACAACUGAAGAUGCUGGAAGAAAAGAUUGCUAUAUUGAAUUAUGAAGAAGAGUAUUUUGAUGGUAAUAAAUCAAUAGAAAAUCUUUGUGAAGAGAAUGGAAAUGGUUACCAAGAUCAUAAUGAUCACAUAGGUCAUGUGAACGGAUUAUCAAAUGGUAAGCAUCAUGAUGGAAGGAAAACAAUGUGUACAAAAGCCAAGAGGGUUCUCCCACUCUUUGAUGCAACUGGCACAGAAGCAGAAAACAGGGCAAUGAGUAGUGAGUUAGAUUUUACUUCCUUGCAAAAUAGUUCAGAUGAGAAGGUUCAAUUAGAGAAGAAAAAGCUUGAUGUAGAAGUAGAGAUGGAUCAUGUUUAUGAGAGACUACUAGCUCUAGAAGCAGAUAGAGAAUUUCUAAAGCACUGUAUCAGCUCCUUGGGGAAAGGGGACAAGGGGUUAGAUCUUAUCCAAGAAAUUUUACAACAUCUUCGUGAUCUCAGGAAUGUGGAACAAAGAAUCAGGAACAUGGGAGAUAUUGCUGUGUAAGAAGUCUACUCAAUUAUGCCAAAAUGAUAAUUGAUAUCAUAUGUUAUGUUGGAGUUGAUGUAGAAACUACAAAUCAAGCAUCACUUUUGUCCCUUCAUAGAUAUGGACAGUGGACAUCAAUGCAUCACAUCAACUUAACCUAAUAAUUUAAAGUUCCUUGAUGGAAAGUGAAGAAUCAUGGUAUGGUCAAGUUGACAUAAUGGUUAUAAACAAAACUGACUUUUGUGGGGUGUGUCCAUAAUUACCUUUAUGGAAAAGGAUGGUAAGGUAUUAUUGCAUAUGCCUAGGCUAGUAAGGUGAAGCCACCCUGGCUCUUGUAUUUUAUGUGGAAAAGCCAGGAUAGCAAAGCUGGAGAAAUCCAACUAAGAUUCUGGUGCCAGAGGUACCAAGAUUUAGUUUAUUAGACAGACAGAAUGAGGGCCACUAGUUUUGUCAUUUUUCUUUUUACCUUUUGGGGGAAGAGGGAAUAAUAGAGUAAAGAGGUGAAUAGCAUUAGUCUCUUCCUUUUCUCUUUCUCAUCUUUUGCAUUAUUGCAUCUUAGAGGCUUGUUUGUUUCUACGUGGGAAAAGCUGAGUCACUUCACUCACUUGAGUACACUAAAGUAAAUGUAUAAUGUAUUUAUUUGUAAUCGUAUAAAAAGUUAGUGUUUGUUUA
Messenger RNA from Cajanus cajan (pigeon pea), 3517 nucleotides. Its product is annotated as myosin-binding protein 2. The record is from RefSeq and is a predicted model, not a curated record. Gene Ontology annotation, molecular function: myosin binding. Lineage: Eukaryota; Viridiplantae; Streptophyta; Magnoliopsida; Fabales; Fabaceae.